Messenger RNA from Physeter macrocephalus (sperm whale), 273 nucleotides. RefSeq names its product BANF family member 2 (gene BANF2). Gene Ontology annotation, molecular function: DNA binding. Lineage: Eukaryota; Metazoa; Chordata; Mammalia; Artiodactyla; Physeteridae. The coding region runs from base 1 to 273 and encodes 90 amino acids. The transcript has 2 exons. The record is from RefSeq and is a predicted model, not a curated record.
AUGGACCACAUGUCUCCCAGGCUGAGAGCCUUCCUCUCUGAACCCAUUGGAGAAAAGGAUGUUGCCUGGGUAGACGGGGUCAGCUGUGAGCUUGCAAUCAAUCUGUGCACCAAAGGUUUCAACAAGGCCUACAUGCUGUUGGGACAGUUCCUUCUGAUGCACAAGAACGAAGCCGAGUUUCAGAAGUGGCUCAUUUGCUGCUGCGGUGCCACCGAGUAUGAGGCCCAGGAGACCUCAAACUGCCUGAAGGAGUGGUGCUCCUGCUUCCUGUAG